AGACAGCUUUUAAGAGUUUACAUCUGUUCCGCUGAAAUAUAUUGAACUUUUAUGUCUUUUCUUAGUUUUUUUUCUUCAAAUUUUGUUUCUAGAUAUUUAGGUGAAACUCAUUUAGGCUUAAUCAUUAUUACUUUUUUGUAAAAUCUUGGUAGCAUGUUGCGCAUAUGUAUGUGUAAUAUAACUAACAACGAAACACCGCUAGAAAAUAUAUUUUUCUAAUAUAUUAUGGCAAUACGCAUAAGGCCAUAUAGUCUAUGGGAGCUCAAUGCUUUGCAUAUAAUGGAUAAAAUUCAUAAUCUUCAUGACUCUUAGUAGGGAUCAAAACAUCUUCUCUUUUUUUUUUUUUUACGUUUUGUUUUGUAUUGUUUUUUCUGGCAGUGUAUGAAUGUUAAAUAUCUCUUCUCUCACCAAUUUGAUGUCGAAGCUUCAAGCUCUCUGCGGCGGGACCUAAGACUAGUGAGUCAACUCAGUUUCUGUUCCACAAUUUUUUCAGUCACACCCACCCAGGAUGCACACAGCACAACACAGUCACAGGCCAGGCACACACCUGAAUUUAGAGAGGUAAUGGGUAAAUUUCCUGGAUUUGGUGGCUAUAUCAAUCAGAACACUCAACAGCCUCCUAAGGCUGAGUCUAAGAGAUCUGAAAAUGUGAAAUCUAAGUCAAGGCCAGAGAUAAAUGCUCCCGAGGAGAGAGAUGAGAUGAAGGAGCAAUUAAAACUUUGGAGACAUGCAGAGAAGAAAGAACAAUGGGAAGAUCUCCCUGCUAAGGUGAAGGUGGAAACAGAAGAUGGCCUUUCCCAUGUGGACAUUGUGUUUAUAUUAGGAUUGCCUCCUCAAGCAGCCUACGACGUUUUAACUAAUCCAGACAACCAAGCAUACUCCAGAAUAAUCAAUCAGCGCCACGAACUUUUGGAAAACGUGUCAAGAAAAGUUGUGAAGGAUGAUGGAGCAAGGCAGACGGUGGAGUCGGAGAAAGCUGUGGCCUGGAAGUUUCUUUCGUGGUCUGGAACCAUCCCGAUAACUCUAGAUUUUGUCGAAAACCGUAAAAAAAUUUCUGCGGUAUAUAUGAAAAACAAAAUGAAGUUCAUGAAAACUUUUGAGGGUAGUUGGAAAGUGGAGCCAGUAUACGUGGAUUCAGAACGCUUGUGCAAGAACAUGAAGCCAAAGAGUCGAGAAGAAUACCAAAAAUGUAGCGGUGGACAUAUUGCGUCGAAGGUGACAAUGAAUCAAACCUUUCAACCUUCUACUCUUUUGAAUCUACCACCGCUUUCUUGGUACAUCCGCAAGAUCACCAUCACGAUCACCAAGAAUCUAGUACAAGAUCUUCAAGAUAGGGGAGCCAUAAUACGAGGAGUUUGAAAUGUCCUCAAACCAUUUUGGUAUAAACAUUAAUUAGUUCUCUAAAUCCACUUUAUUCAAAGUCACUUUGUUCAUCUCAAUACUUAUGUGUAUGCUUUACCGAAUACAAAAAGAUGCGUGUAUCAUGUCAUUAUUAACAAGUACAUUAGAAAAAGAAA
Molecule: messenger RNA, 1517 nt
Organism: Camelina sativa (false flax)
Lineage: Eukaryota; Viridiplantae; Streptophyta; Magnoliopsida; Brassicales; Brassicaceae
Source: RefSeq, a predicted model, not a curated record